Molecule: messenger RNA, 2469 nt
Organism: Petromyzon marinus (sea lamprey)
Lineage: Eukaryota; Metazoa; Chordata; Hyperoartia; Petromyzontiformes; Petromyzontidae
Gene: PUS1
Product: pseudouridine synthase 1
Biological process (GO): mRNA pseudouridine synthesis; tRNA pseudouridine synthesis
Cellular component (GO): nucleus
Molecular function (GO): RNA binding; pseudouridine synthase activity
Source: RefSeq, a predicted model, not a curated record
CUCAGGGGGCGCCACCUCCACGCACUCGCAGUCGACGCGGCCCCUCCCCGGGGACGCGGCCCCUCCCCGGGGUCACGUCAUCGAAACGUCUCCCCCCGUAUCGCCCGUGCUUCGAAGGACCCUUGCCCGAAACGUCGUUUAUACAUCCCCCUCCCCUAGUAAGGCAGUGUGAUUGACGAGCGCGUUGAGUGUUGUUGUUGCUUGUGCUUGCACACGCGGCUCUCGGUACCCUUACCCAACGUGGCCGCCCGAUUGCCUCGCACGCCGCCACGACGAGCCGGGCGGCCUUCCCGUCCACGCCGGCGGGGACAGCGGCGGCGGCUGGAGCAGAGCCCCGGUGAAGGAGACGACGUGGAGGAGAAAUGAGGAGUUGAAUCCCUAGUCCAGAGCACCGCCACCACCCCCGCAGCCUCGCCUCGUCCCACCCGUGACUCAUGCGGCUUGGCUGCGCCCUGGAUGCGGCAGGCGCUGGUGUCACUGCGCUGGUGUCUGCACCUCGGCGCGUUCCUUCGUCCACCGCCGCCGCCGUUGUUGCUACGAGGACACGCGGCGGUCCGCAUGGCCACGCCGGGCUCCGCAACUCUCGCCCCUUCUCCUCCUCCUCCCCACACCUCCACCCCGCAUCCCGCUCCUGACUGUGGCGCGGUCGCUAUGGAGAAGAACGGGGAAGCACGCGGCCCCGAGGGGAAACGGGACAGCCAGGGCCCCCAGGAAAAGGGGGUCUCGCGGGGUCUUCACGCCAAGGGGCACGGCAGGGCCCCGGUCUCCCUCCUCCUCCUGCAGGAGGAACAGAGUGGAAGGGGCCCCGAAGCUAACGGGGAGGCGGCGCCGGGCCCCGCGGAGAACGGCGACAGUAGCCAGGGUGUGCAGCAGCAGCAGGAGCAGCAGAAGAAGAAAGGGGAUCCGGUGGACUCCGAGGGAUCGUCUGUGGCGAAGCGGGGCCCGGAGCCCGCGGAGCAGCUAGCCAAGAGGGCCCGGCUCGAGGCCCCCGAGGGAGGCGAGGGGGGCGACCCCUUGGGGGAGCCGCGGGGCCCCGGCGAGGCGAGGAAGAAGUUCCCCAAGAAGAAGGUGGCGCUGCUCGUGGCCUACUCGGGCAAGGGCUACCACGGCAUGCAGCGAAACGCAGGGAACGCGGCGUACCGCACCAUCGAGGACGAGCUGGUGGAGGCGCUGGUGCGGGCCGGGUGCAUCCCCGACAACCACGCGGCCGACAUGCGCAAGAUGUCCUUCCAGCGCUGUGCGCGCACGGACAAGGGUGUUUCAGCCAUUGGGCAGGUGGUGUCCCUGAAAAUGUGGCUCAUCGACGAUGUUGUGAACAAGAUCAACGCCCACUUGCCCCAGCAGAUCCGCAUCAUGGGCAUGCAGAGGGUUACGAACGGAUUCAACUCGAAGCAGCUUUGCGAUGCACGCACCUACAUCUACCUCCUGCCCAGCUUCACGUUUGGGCCCAAGGGGCAGGGCGAGUGGGACGGGGAGGGGGAGCGGGACACGGCGUGGGAGGAGAGCUUCCGGCUGCCGGAGGAGACGCUGUCGCACGUGAACGCGCUCCUGCGGCGCUACGUGGGAACUCACAACUUCCACAACUUCACGUCGGGCAAGGGCGCACAGGAGGCGAGCGCACGGCGCUACGUGACAGAGGCGUACUGCCAGCCGCCGUCGCUGCAACAGGGGAUCGAGUUUGCGCUCAUCCGAAUCAGAGGCCAGAGCUUCAUGCUGCACCAGAUCCGCAAGAUGGUGGGGCUGGUGGUGGCGGUGGCGCGGGGCCACGCCGGCGACCAGCGCAUGCAGGACGCCUUCGGCAACGACAAGCUGGACGUACCGAAAGCGCCGGGGCUCGGGCUGGUGCUCGAGCGCGUGCACUACGACCGCUACGAUUCGCGCUACGCGGGCGACGGCGUGCACGCGGCGCUCGCGUGGCCCGAGCUGGCGCCGGCGCUGGCCGAGUUCGCCGAGCGGCACGUGUACGCGGGGAUCGAGGCGGCGGAGCGCGAGGAGGGCAGCAUGCGGCGCUGGCUCGGCACGCUGGACAAGCACGACUUCACGAGCAGCCUCGCGCGCGCCGUACACAGCCAGGUGAAAAGAGAAGAUUCGGACAGCAACAGCGAAUCGGAGUGAAGCCGUGUUCGCCCGGACGAGGCUGGAAGAUUUCAAAAAGGCAUCCCAUUGUGGACGUUCCGAUCUCACUGACGAGACGUGGAGUCAUCAGCGCCGGCAUCAUGCUCCCUUUUUAAUUUUUCACAGCUGAGUGGGGAGCUGAGUGUUGCCGUGACAGUUUCUCAAAGGAUUAAAUGCUCAGAGCGUUUGUAAAAACACCUCGGCCCCUGUGGAUUAUUAUUUUUGUAAAUUUGCGCUGCGUUGCUGCCGCAUUAGUCUGGAGCGGCGUUUUUUUUUUUGUUGAAAUUCCGGUUGCAUUUGUAUUUGAUCCUCCAGGGUUAAUAUUAAAUGCACUUAUUCCUAAAAAAAAAAACA